UAAAGAAAGAUAGGGACUUAUCUAAAAAGGAUGCUGUCGUCAUGGUUACAUUAUUCAAGAUUGAUUCGCAGUCUUGGAGUUUUAAACCAAAGCCACUGUUCUCAUGUAGCUUUUGGUAAACGCUUCUUACAAAUUUCAUCCUGGUGCCAUGAUAAUGAUUCUCUUGAGACAAAUCCAUAUUUUAAAAAAUACUCACAAAAAAUUAAAGCAGUUAAAGAAGUCGAAGAUGCACAUACUUCAAGAAAGAUUGACCCUAAUAGACAUUUAGAUACAGAGGCUGAUUGGUGGAAAUAUAACAUGAAUUUGGUUGAAAAUUCAUUAAGCAAUGAAAGAAAAAAGAGUUCUAGCAUCCAUGGUUCCAAAUUACCUCGUAAUCUUUCAGAAGUAAUUCAUAUGGAUUUAUUAGAAAGUAAGAGCAGUGAUGAUAUUAGUCAUAUCUGGAUGGAAUAUUUCAAGGCAAAAGAUUGUGUUUCUGGUAUAAUAACUGAAGAACUCUAUGAUUGUUUGAUGACUCGUGCAAAAGAUUAUCCAAUGUUUUUAUAUCCAUUACCUCGUUCAAAUGGUUAUGAAUUUAUACUUUCCCAAUUUUCAAAAAACAGAUGCUAUUUCACAUCAUUGAUAAAUUAUCAAACACAUGGUGAAGAAGCUCCCUGGCAGUUAUGCCUAACAUUUUAUAAUGAGUUAGUGAAAAGCAAAGGGAUAGCGUUAAUGACCAGUGAAAUAGAUUUGAAUACUCUGAACAUUUUCGAGGCACAAUUUUUGGUCCAGCUACAAAAGAUGUUCUACACAACAAAUGAAGAUGGUAAAUUUGAACUUGUUACCAAGUUUAAGAAUGAUCCUGUUAAUUUUGAUCAUAUGGAUUUAAUAAAAGAAAUUGAAGGCAGUGACAUGGUAAUGCCUGAUACAAAAUAAUUGUAUUUGUUUAAUGUAAUUGUAGAGAUUUUAUAGGUGAUGAUGUGUUUUGUUAUUUUUCAACUAAGAAGUUAUAUUUUUUUAUUUUUACUUUUUUGCCCAAGUUCCCAAAAUAGUGUCAUUCUAAACAUUAUUUGAAGCUAAUUUUACAGUAACGCAUCUUCUAACUGAAAGUUAUUCAAAUUUUUUUUCUGUCGUACAUGAUUAUAUGCACAGAAUUUAUAUAAUAAUUUACUGUGUUUCCUCAAACAAAUGCUGCUAUUUAAUAAAUACCGCCUUGACCACACCUGUUGGCAAAUCAUUUUUUUUUUUACUCAUAUUCUUUGUUCAAAAUAAAUAAUAAAUUAUACCUAUCCCCCCCCCAAAAAAAAAGGCAUGUCCAAAUUUUGAAACUUACAAUUCAAGCUGUAGGGAUUUUUUGAUGGAGUAUGGUAAUCGUCAGCCGAAAAUUUUUAUCAGUCUGAAAUCUACCAACAUUAUUUUAAAACUAUGGCAAAUUCUUGAGAAUCUAAUUUUGUCAAUAAUUUGAAAAGUGUUUUUUGUGUUAUAACACAUUUUCUUAUAGUUGUUUUUAAGUUUCUCUAUCUAACAUGUUUUAUUUUUUAUUCAAGUGCAUGGUUGUUAUAUUAUUGCUGACAGUAAAGCAAAAUAUGAUUGUGUAAAACGAAUUUCUACAUUGCAAUAAAAGUCUAUAGGACGUUUUCAGAAGAUAAAUAUAGAAAUGUUCAAAUUUCAUUGUUUUAGCUUUUUUUUAUUCUUUAAAGCUUAACGAAUCUGAUGUGCUAAUACAUUACAUGAGUUAUAUUUUUUUAGCAUUUAACCAAAAAAAGAAUUUAUUGCAAAUGUGUUACUUGAUGUGACAUUUAGUGAAUUUCUUUAAUAACGAAGAAAAAACAAAUUGGGAACCAUAUCCCCAAUUAUUCUUUUGUCCAAAUGUCUAAUUGCAGCCACGAAAACCAAUGUUGUCAUACUUUAGGCUCUUGCUCACAAACACUUGAUGAGUUGGAAUUUGAGCGAGGCAUUUGGCAAGCAGCCAUAGAUGGAGACAUUAUUAAAAUAAAAAAAUUACUGAAUAAAAACGUUAAUGUGAAUGUUACAGAUUCGUCAGGCUACACUGCUCUGCAUUAUGCUGCAAGAAAUGGACAUUGUGAUACUGUUGAAUUUUUAAUCCAGCAAGGCGCAUGUGUAAAUUGUCAAACUAAAUUUGGAAAGGACACACCAUUGCAUCGGGCAGCUUAUAUUGGAAAUGAAAAGAUAGUGGAGUUAUUACUUGAAAAUAGCGCUGAUGCAAUGUUGCAGAAUACUGAUGGACAUACCUGUUUGCAUAAGGCUGCACAGAAAGGGCAUCAAGUUAUAGUGGAAAUUCUUAUGUGCAAAUAUCCCAGUUUGGUAAAUAUUAUUGAUAACAAAGGAAGAAAACCCACAGAAUAAUUUGCAAAUUUAUGAAUCAUAUCAACAUCAUGCGCUAUCAAUAUUAAAAAAUCAAUUUUGACUUAGAUUUCACAUUUAGGAGUCACAGUAUUUUUUCAGAAAAUUUUUUCAAACUUAACAGAAGUCUUCAUAAGUAAUGAAUCCUAAUGGAAGAUUGUCCAAAAAACCCUCUUUGCAGCAUAUAAGCUGUAUUGUAUUAAACUGACAAAAAUUAUUGUUAUUAAAAAAAUAGCAUGCUUAUUUAGGCUUAUUAUUAAGACCGUACCAGUGAAGACUAACAUGCUGUAAAGUUUACAAGUAAUUGAGUUUUAUUUUAAUGGGGGCUUAAAUUUGAAAAUCAGCAAAAGGAAACUGAUCCAGGGCAGGUAAUCAUAGAGAGGAAUUGUCUGCAGGGGAGUGUAGUCACCUUUUUUAAGAAAUUUUGUGAGUUUUGCAGAGUUAAAUUUAAUCAACUUAAAAUCAGGAAAAAACAUGAUAAACUUGCUUUUCUUUGCAAUUUCAAUUACAAAAUCUUUUUUCCUAUUUCACUAUUUUAGCAUUAAACAUUGAACUUUCAGAGAUCUGUGUGUAAAC
This is a messenger RNA of Hydractinia symbiolongicarpus, 2916 nucleotides long. RefSeq names its product ankyrin repeat domain-containing protein 39-like. Gene Ontology annotation, biological process: mitochondrial proton-transporting ATP synthase complex assembly. The record is from RefSeq and is a predicted model, not a curated record. Gene Ontology annotation, molecular function: protein binding. Gene Ontology annotation, cellular component: mitochondrion. Bases 1846 to 2343 code for a protein of 165 amino acids. Lineage: Eukaryota; Metazoa; Cnidaria; Hydrozoa; Anthoathecata; Hydractiniidae. The transcript is spliced from 2 exons.